CGAGUUCCAACAUGGCGCACGCUGGCGGCGGCGGCGGCGUCGGCCCUGCGGGCCGGGGGCUGAGCGGCGCCCGCUGGGGUCGCUCGGGCUCCGGGGGCCACGAGAAACUGCCGGUGCACGUGGAAGACGCCCUCACCUACCUGGACCAGGUGAAGAUCCGCUUCGGCAGCGAUCCUGCCACUUACAAUGGCUUCCUGGAAAUCAUGAAGGAGUUCAAGAGCCAGAGCAUUGAUACUCCUGGUGUCAUCCGACGAGUGUCGCAGCUCUUCCAUGAACACCCUGACCUCAUUGUUGGAUUCAACGCUUUCCUUCCUCUCGGCUACAGAAUAGACAUUCCCAAGAAUGGCAAGUUAAACAUACAGUCGCCUCUGUCGAACCAGGAGAAUUCGCACAACCACAGCGACUGUGCAGAGAACGUGAAGCAACAGGUGCUGUACAAGGAGGACAAACCCCAGGUGCCCUUGGAGUCCGAUUCCGUGGAGUUCAACAAUGCCAUCAGCUACGUGAACAAAAUUAAGACCCGCUUUCUGGACCACCCGGAAAUCUACAGGUCCUUCCUGGAGAUACUGCACACCUACCAGAAGGAGCAGCUGAGCACGAAGGGCCGUCCCUUUCGAGGCAUGUCUGAAGAGGAGGUGUUCACCGAGGUGGCCAACCUCUUCCGCGGCCAGGAGGACCUGCUCUCCGAGUUUGGACAGUUCCUGCCUGAAGCCAAGCGCUCCCUCUUCACAGGAAAUGGGCCAUGUGAAAUGAAUAGUGUUCAAAAGAGCGAGCAUGAGAAGAAUCUGGAGCAUAGCAAAAAGCGCUCCCGGCCCUCCCUCCUCCGUCCCGUGUCUGCACCAGCAAAGAAGAAGAUGAAACUCCGUGGCACCAAAGACCUGUCCAUCGCCACCGUGGGCAAGUACGGCACUCUGCAGGAGUUCUCUUUCUUCGACAAGGUGCGCCGGGUGCUGAAGAGCCAGGAGGUCUAUGAGAACUUCCUCCGCUGCAUCGCCCUCUUCAACCAGGAGCUGGUGUCCGGCUCUGAACUCCUCCAGCUGGUUGGCCCGUUCCUAGGGAAAUUUCCAGAACUCUUUGCACAGUUCAAGUCCUUCCUGGGGGUGAAAGAGCUGUCCUUUGCCCCACCCAUGAAUGACAGAUCUGGGGACGGAAUAAGCCGGGAGAUCGACUAUGCCUCAUGCAAGCGCAUCGGAUCCAGCUACCGGGCGCUCCCCAAAACCUACCAGCAGCCCAAGUGCAGUGGGAGGACAGCCAUCUGCAAAGAGGUGCUGAAUGACACCUGGGUGUCCUUCCCCUCCUGGUCUGAGGACUCCACCUUCGUCAGCUCCAAGAAGACGCCCUACGAGGAGCAGCUGCACCGCUGUGAGGAUGAGCGCUUCGAGUUAGACGUUGUCCUGGAGACCAACCUGGCCACGAUCCGGGUGUUGGAGAGCGUCCAGAAGAAGCUGUCCCGCAUGGCGCCGGAAGACCAGGAGAAGUUCCGGCUGGACGACUGUCUGGGGGGCACGUCAGAAGUGAUCCAGCGCCGUGCCAUCCACCGCAUUUACGGCGACAAGGCCCCAGAGAUUAUCGAGAGCCUGAAGAAGAACCCUGUCACCGCCGUCCCCGUUGUCCUAAAAAGGCUGAAGGCCAAGGAGGAGGAGUGGCGGGAGGCCCAGCAGGGCUUCAACAAGAUCUGGCGGGAGCAGUACGAGAAGGCCUACCUCAAGUCCCUGGACCACCAGGCCGUGAACUUCAAGCAGAACGACACCAAGGCCCUCCGCUCCAAGAGCCUGCUCAACGAAAUCGAGAGCGUCUAUGACGAGCACCAGGAGCAGCACUCGGAGGGCCGCAGCGCCCCCUCCAGCGAGCCGCACCUCAUCUUCGUGUACGAGGACAGGCAGAUCCUGGAGGACGCGGCCGCCCUCAUCAGCUACUAUGUGAAGCGGCAGCCAGCCAUCCAGAAGGAGGACCAGGGCACCAUCCACCAGCUGGUGCACCAGUUCGUGCCCAGCCUCUUCUUCUCCCAGCAGCUGGACCUGGGUGCAUCUGAGGACUCUGCCGACGAGGGCCGGGCCAGCCCCCCGGGGCAGGCUGCAGACCCUGGCGGCGACCGGAAGAAGCCGGCGCCCGGGCCUCAGAGCAGCCCCCCAGAGGAGAAGGGGGCCGCAGGCGAGGCGCCGGCCCCAGAGCCGCAGCCGCCGCAGCACAAGCCCCUGGACGACGUCUACAGCCUCUUCUUUGCCAACAACAACUGGUAUUUCUUCCUGCGCCUCCAUCAGACGCUGUGCUCCAGGCUGUUGAAAAUCUACCGCCAGGCGCAGAAGCAGCUUCUGGAGUACCGCACGGAGAAGGAGCGGGAGAAGCUGCUGUGCGAGGGCCGCCGUGAGAAGGGCAACGACCCUGCCAUGGAGCUGCGGCUGAAGCAGCCGAGUGAAGUGGAGCUGGAGGAGUACUACCCGGCCUUCCUGGACAUGGUGCGGAGCCUGCUGGAGGGCAGCAUCGACCCCACGCAGUACGAGGACACGCUGCGCGAGAUGUUCACCAUCCACGCCUACGUGGGCUUCACCAUGGACAAGCUGGUGCAGAGCAUCGCCCGGCAGCUGCACCACCUCGUGAGCGACGACGUCUGUCUGAAGGUGGUGGAGCUCUACCUGAACGAGAAGAAGCGGGGUGCCGCUGGUGGGAACCUGUCCUCCCGCUGCGUCCGUGCCGCCCGGGAGACCAGCUACCAGUGGAAGGCCGAGCGGUGCAUGGCCGACGAGAACUGCUUCAAGGUGAUGUUCCUCCAGCGCAAAGGGCAAGUGAUCAUGACCAUCGAGCUCCUGGACACCGAGGAAGCCCAGACGGAGGACCCCGUGGAGGUCCAGCACCUGGCUCGGUACGUGGAGCAAUAUGUGGGAGCGGAGGGUGCCUCCAGCUCGCCCACCGAGGGCUUCCUCCUGAAGCCCGUGUUCCUGCAGAGGAACCUCAAGAAGUUCCGCCGGUGGCAGUGUGAGCAGGUGCGCGCGCUCCGUGGCGAGGCCAAGAGUUCCUGGAGGCGGCUGGUCGGGGUGGAGAGCGCCUGCAACGUGGACUGCCGCUUCAAGCUCAGCACCCACAAGAUGCUGUUCAUCGUGAACUCCGAGGACUACAUGUACCGCCGAGGGACGCUGUGCCGGGCCAAGCAGGUGCAGCCCCUGGUCCUUCUGCGCCACCACCAGCACUUUGAGGAGUGGCAUAGCCGCUGGCUGGAGGACAACGUGACAGUGGAGGCAGCCAGUCUGGUGCAGGACUGGCUGAUGGGUGAGGAGGACGAGGACAUGGUGCCCUGCAAGACACUCUGUGAGACGGUGCAUGUGCACGGCCUGCCCGUGAACCGCUACCGCGUGCAGUACAGCCGCCGCCCCGCCUCCCCCUGAUGCCCCCGCGCAGGUACCUCCACGGCGCACUGCAUGGUGCGCGCGCUUCCUCGGCCUGCGUGUCCCUCGGGCGUCUUCAUCAACAACAUGAGGGGUGCAGAGCGUCCCCCAGCCUUGCUGCUAUGGGCUGAGCUCCAGAGGAGGGCGGGCGGCAGCGGCUCUCGGCCCCACGCUUCAUCCCUCUUGGCUUCCCCACUCCCCUUUGGGCCCAUCCUGUGCCAAACCUGACACCCCUCGCACUUAAACUAUGGGGGUUUGGUCCCCACGGGCGCGGGGAGGAUGAGUGCACUGGCCCAGGCACAAGUAAGCACGCUCACACGUCUGCGGGGCCGCUCCUGCCAUGCGUGCCAAACCCCCAGGCCUGGGGCCGCAGGCCUCUCCUGCACAUGGUGAGAGUCGGCGAAGAGCCGCGCCAGGCCUCACGUUGGGAGGAAGCAGCCUUUGAGAACCCCUGGGCUCCUGAGGAAUCAGGCCUAGGUGGACUUGCUUGAAAAGCAUGUCCUUCCCGAGGGGCUCUGAGAGCUGCCAGAAACAUUCCCCAAGCUGGACACCUGCAUCUGAUGGUUUGGGCAUUGGCUUGACCCAGCCGGCACGGGUCCUCCACCACUUUGAAAAUGAGACAAGCCCGCUCAGCCCAACUCUUGGGGUCCCACUUGGAUGUCCAGAUGUGGAGUUGGGUAGGCGGCACCAGGACUGCCCAGAAGACCCUGCUGUGGGAAAAAGAGGCCCAAACCCUGUGUUGAUCCAAUAGCUGGACUCUGUGCCCUAAGGGGAGGGGGCCUCUCCUGACGCAUCCGCUGAGCUCGAGUGCCCCCUCCCUGGGAGGGCCCCGGGGUGCAAUUGUGUACCUAAGAUGGACAUUCUAGAAGUAUAUAUAUGCACACACCUAUUUAUUCCUCUGUGCUCAUAGUGUUGUAACUUCUACAAUGGCCAAAUGCCACAGCUUCUCUGGGGGUGACUGCCCUCCUUGUGGAAUUCCACAUACCCACCCCAGCGCCUCCAUUCCUGCGGCCACCACCCCGGAGUGGGCACGGGUGUGAGGGGCGGAGGGCUUUCUGUGCCAAGAAUGCCAAGUAGUUCGGGCCAGGGAACAGCCCUUUGAACCAUGAGACGCUCUGGCCAGGCCCCUGGCCCCAUCAGACACAGGUGGGCUCCCCCGACACGCGAGCCCGGUGGCACCGCUGAGCAGCCGCCGCCUCUAGCCGCAGCGCUCGCCUUCCUGCAGCUGAGCUGUGCCAGACCCAAGGUUCCAGAAAUUCUAGAAGUUACCUGGGGAACUCUAGGUUUGCGAAGCCUUAGACUCCAGGCCAACCUGCCCCGCCCGGGUGUCUCCUCGCCCAUGUUUUCUCAAGUGUAAUUCACGCACUUUGUACGCAUCCUUGUUUUAUAAGAAGGACACCCACCAGAAUUUCUGACCCAGACCCUCCCGGCAGCCGUCCUCCUCAGGAGCCCGCAGCCCCCCACCUGUGGCUGCGCCCAGGCCUGGGGUGCAGGCCAGACCCCACCGAGCCCCCACCCUGCAUGCUUCUAGGGAGCAUCUCUUCCGUUUCUGAAGAAAUUUCUGUUCUGGGGCUUGUACUUCCUUUGCAGCUGUUUUGAAUGUAGUUUUCCUUUUCUAUUUAUUUGCACAUUAAAGUUAAAUACUGACCUAAA
Odocoileus virginianus texanus is the source of this 5033-nucleotide messenger RNA. It is a transcript of the gene SIN3B, whose product is annotated as SIN3 transcription regulator family member B. Lineage: Eukaryota; Metazoa; Chordata; Mammalia; Artiodactyla; Cervidae. Gene Ontology annotation, molecular function: transcription corepressor activity. Gene Ontology annotation, biological process: negative regulation of transcription by RNA polymerase II. Gene Ontology annotation, cellular component: Sin3-type complex; chromatin. The record is from RefSeq and is a predicted model, not a curated record.